Molecule: messenger RNA, 855 nt
Organism: Panicum hallii
Lineage: Eukaryota; Viridiplantae; Streptophyta; Magnoliopsida; Poales; Poaceae
Exons: 1
Coding region: 96-485 (129 amino acids)
Source: RefSeq, a predicted model, not a curated record
CACACUGCCUGGCCGGCUGGCCCUUCAAGUUCCCCCGGCCCUCCCGGCCUCACCGGUCACCACCCCUCCCUCUCCCACUGUCCCUCGGUUCGCCCAUGGACUGCGCAGUAAGCCAGCUGCGCAGCUCGGAGCCCUCCUGCGGCGGCGGGUCGUCACCCUCGCCGGCAGCGGCAGCGUGGGCUUUCGUACCGCAGGAGGCCACCGGCGACUCGGAGUGCGACGACGACCUGGCAGCAGCGGCUACCGCCCUCGAUGCUGACGACGGCGACGACGCCGAGUCGUGCAGCGGCGGCGAGGACUACUCCGUCGAGCUCGAUGACAGGAGGCUCGUGUCCUGGGAGUGCUGGAUUGUGGAGAGCGCCAGCGUGGUGGUGGUGGGCGGCGAAGCCGCGUGCCCGGCGCCGACGGAGGAUGUUGCUGCCGCCACCGGCGACGCCGACAGCGACAGGCUCUUCUGGGAGGCUUGCAUUGCUCAUGGCUACUAGCUGGCGAGCCCAACGACCGAUUAAUGCAACGGAAGGCUCAGUUUAAUCGCCCUUCUGUUCUUAACUCUUGCUUGAUUUCGGCAGCACUGAGCAGCAUGUACGCCUCUGCUUUCUGCUUAUUUUUCUUUGUUUCUUGCGGGAACCUGGAUUUCUGAAAUUAUACAAUCGAUCGAUCUGAUAUUCUGUUAGAAGAGUUAUAUCUCGAUCUUUUUGCUUAGUUUUUAUUUAUUUUAUCUAUUUUGAUGUACAAAAGAUGUGCUGUUGAUCCCUCCACUUUCCUCAACUUCACUUCAGCUGACAUGGAGUAGGUAAACUGUACAACUAAGAUAGAUUGAGCAAUACUACUUCUGUGAACAAAUUUGAUGUAACA